Molecule: messenger RNA, 4605 nt
Organism: Cyclopterus lumpus (lumpfish)
Lineage: Eukaryota; Metazoa; Chordata; Actinopteri; Perciformes; Cyclopteridae
Product: TBC1 domain family member 8
Exons: 20
Coding region: 206-3862 (1218 amino acids)
Molecular function (GO): calcium ion binding
Source: RefSeq, a predicted model, not a curated record
UGUUACUGCAGCAGGGUCUGCCCCUCUCAGUCCUGGUUCUGGUUCUCCAGUGCCCCCCUUCCAUCCGGCGGGUCCAGCACUAGGUCCUGGGUCUCCAGCAGCGUGGAGUCGGUGUCGGCUCCAUGAGGAACAGAGGAGAAGCUCUGAUGACGAGCUUUAAGAAGAACUCUACCAGACCAUCUUCUCUCUGGUGGUCUGUUUCCUGAUGAGGUCUAUGGAGGACCAGGACUACACUGAGCCCGGUUCAGGGCCAACUAAAGGCUACAGCUGCUGUGACUCUCCUGUGAAGGAGCAGGCUCGAGGAGAGGAAGUGAGGAAACGGCAGCUGUCGGCUGGAUGGGGGGUGCAGGGUAGUCAUGGAUCAACCCCAAACCCCGGCGCCGUAGCACCGACGAGGCCGCUCCAGAGCGUUCCAGAGCGGGCACACUCUACGACCCGAGACGGCCUCUUCCUGCUGGGAGAAAUGUGGCUGAAGCCGGAGGAAGUUCUGCUGAAGAACGCGCUGAAGCUCUGGGUGACCGUGAGGAGCAACGACUUCUUCCUCCUGCAGAGGAGGAGAGGCCACGGGGAGCCGACGGGACGGAUCACAGGUCUGCUGGUGGGGGCUCUGGACUCGGUGCUGGACUCCAAUGCCCGGGUGUCACCCUUUCGCAUCCUCCUGCAGGUUCCCGGGUCCCAGAUCAGCUGGGUCAUCGCCAACGGAGCUGCCGAAGAGGACGUGAACAAGCACUGGGACUGGCUGGUCCACCACCUGCUGCACUCCCUGUCUGUGUUUGAGAACAAAGAGGAUGUGGCCAGCUUCGUGAGGGGGAAAGUCAAGGGCCUCAUCGCGGAGGAGGUCCGGGGUCGCCAGGCCGCCCAGGAGGAGGAGCCGGACAAGUUCAGGGAGGCGCUGCUGAAGUUCGAGCUGCACUUCGGCCUCCCCUCAUCGGAGAAGCUGGUGACGUACUACUCGUGCUGCUGCUGGAAGGGCCGGGUGCCUCGGCAGGGCUUCCUGUACCUCAGCAUCAACCACGCGGCCUUCUACUCCUUCCUGCUGGGGAAGGAAGUGAAGUUCGUGAUUCCCUGGGCGGAGGUGACGCGGUUGGAGCGGGUCUCCACCGGUCUGAUGACGGAGGCCGUCCGGAUCAACACGCGGCAGCGCCAGAGGGAGUUCUCCAUGUUCCUGAACCCGGACGAGGCGUUCGGGUUCAUAGGUCAGCUGGCUGACAUCGCGCUCAGGCGGCUGCUGGACAGCGAAGGCCUGGAGGUGGACCGAGUCCUGCAGCAGCCCGCCCGCAUCACCAAGAGGAUCCUGGAGGAGCAGGCCUUGAGGGAGUACGUCCUGGCCCUGUUCCGGCUCCCUCGUGGCGAGCGGCUGCACGAGGUGGCCUCGUGUUCGGCGUGGACGCCCCACGCGCGCUGCCACGCGGCCGGGACCCUCUACACCACCGACGGGUACAUGUGCUUCUCCGGCCGAGAGGAAGGCAGCUGCAUCCUGCUCAUCCCGCUGUCGGAGGUGUUGUCCAUCGAGAAGGCGGAGAGCACCACCCUGCUCCCCAACCCCGUCAUCGUGAGCGUCCGGACCAAGAAGGCCUUCCAGCUGAUCGAGCUGCAGAACCGAGACGAGCUGGUGGAGAACCUGAACUCCCGACUCCGAGCUCUGCAGUGGAAACAGUCCAUGUUCCGCAGCCGGAGGGACGGCAAGAGGAGCGCGAGCGCCCCGACGCCCUACUACACCUUCUACUACGACACCGGUCCCUCAGACGACGAGAUCGAGGAGCAGGUUCUGCGUAACACCGUCAACAGCGAGGCUCUGAUGACGGCCUUCCACCAGAACCAACCAGGAACCCACAGCAUCAAGAGCUCGGAGCAGCUGAAGGAACGUCUGUGGGAGGACCACUUCUCCGAGUUCGGUCGCGGCGUCCACAUGUUCCGCACAGACAAGAUCCAGAGACUCGUUGCCAUGGGGAUACCAGAGUCUCUGAGGGGGGAGCUGUGGAUGACGCUUUCUGACGCGACCUCGGAGCUGGAGUCCCACCAGGGCUACUACACCAGCAUGGUGCAGAAGUCGAUGGGCCUGAGCAGCUUGGCCACGGAGGAGAUCGAGCGAGACCUUCACCGCUCGCUGCCGGACCACCCGGCCUUCCAGAACCCCACCGGCAUCGCUGCCCUGAGGCGCGUCCUCACCGCCUACGCCCACCGCAACCCCAAGAUCGGAUACUGUCAGUCGAUGAACAUCCUGGCCUCGGUGCUGCUGCUUUACGCCAAAGAAGAAGAAGCGUUCUGGCUGCUGGUGGCGGUUUGUGAGCGGAUGCUGCCGGACUACUUCAACCGCAGGGUCAUAGGAGCUCAGGUGGACCAGUCGGUGUUCGAGGAGCUGAUCCGGGAUCGGUUGCCCGAGCUGGCCGAGUGCGUCCCGGACCUCUCCGCGCUGUCCUCCGCCUCGCUCUCCUGGUUCCUCACCCUGUUCCUCAGCGUGCUUCCUUUCCACAGCGCCGUCUGCGUGGUCGACUGCUUCUUCGUCCACGGGAUCAAAGCCAUCUUCCAGUUGGGUCUGGCGGCGCUGGACGCCAACAUGGCGGCGCUGUCGGCGAGCACGGACGACGGCCAGGCGCUCAUGAUCCUCAGCAGUUUUCUGGACCAGGUUGGAAGUGAAGAGUCCUCGUGUCCUCCGGCCUCGUGUCCUCCGGCCUCGUGUCCUCCGGCCUCGUGUCCUCCGGCCUCAGAAGACGCCGGCGGCAGCGACGUUCUCGCUGUGAGAAACACAAACAUCAGCGACCUCAUCAACGAGUCCUACGAGAGAUUUGGAGACCUGACUGUGAAGCAGAUCGAGCGGCUUCGCUGUCGCCACAGAAUCCGAGUUCUGCAGGCUCACGAAGACACCACCAAAGACAACGCGUCUCACUCCCCAGUCUCCUCCUCCCCUCUGCAGCUGCGGGUGGUGACUCCAGACGUCUCCAUCUCUGCAGAGAACCUGUCCGCGGUCUACGACCUCUUCAAGACGGAGCACUUCAUCAGCCUCUACUGGGGCGACGGCAGCUCGGCGGCGGCGGCGGAGGCGGCGGCGUGGCGGCACGGCGACUCCGGGCGCUCCUACGUGGAGCGGCAGUACCGACUGGACCGGCCCCAGUUCAAGAGCCUCUACGGGCUGCUGGCGCCGUGGCCCGGGGACUCCAACCAGCACGCCGACACGCUGGCCGACCGCACCUUCACCCUGCUGGACCAGGACGGGGACAGCCUGGUGACCUUCAGGGACUUUACUGGCUGGCUGGACACGUUGUACUGUGCAGAGCUGAGUGAGAAGAUCCGGCUGCUGUUCCGUCUGCACAUCCCACCAGCGCUCACUCACACUGAGGAGGACCCCUCCCCCAUGAAGAGCCCCCAGCUGUCCACCCACAGGCCGCUCCGUGUUCAUCGGCCUUCUGUUCCAGGUGUUGAAGGAGAGGAGACGGAUUACCAGCAGCAGCUGAAGCAGAUGCUGAAGGACCUGCUGAAGGAGAAGGACGUGGAGAAGCCUCUGCCCCUCAUGAACCAGCGCGAGUUCAUCCAGUUCUGCAAGACUCUGUACAGCAUGUUCCACGGCGACCCGGAGGAGAACGAGCUCUUCCAGGCCAUCGCCACGGUGACCAGUCUCGUGCUGCAGAUCGGGGAGGCCGGCCACCGUGGCCACGCCCCCGAGGUCAUUGGCUCGGGGUCAGAGGUCGCCGAAGACGAGUGGACCGUCAGCUACGCUCAGAUCUUGGCGUCGCUGCUCACCGAACAGGCGCUGGUGAACUUCCUGGAGAAGCCGCUGGAUCUGGGCGCCAUGGUUACGGCGGCCCGGGAGAAGCAGUACCACCAGCGGGCCGGUUUGCUGACCCUGCAGCUCCGGACCAGGUGACUCCAGUGGGACCUCCGCCCCCCCACGCCCCCCCACGCCCCCCCACAGAGGAACACGACACAUUCAUCUGUCACCACUUGAUACAUUGUGACAAAUUACUUUAAUAAAAGGUCGAUGAAUCAUUUAUUAAUCAAUAACUUGCCAGGUUGUGAAACAUCGGACUCAUUCCUGAGGUAAUAAAAGUAACGCAGGGUCUGACUUCCUAAUUAUCCAUAACUCUGUUAUAAAUAUUAUUAGUGAUAUUGAAUUGAUUCUCACUUCAUAGGGAGCCAAAGUUAGUAAAUAAACGGAGAUUAAUGUGUUCUUUCUAUCCUAAAUGUUAAUAAAUACAUUUCCAUCCAGAAGGUCAGAGGUCAAACGUCCACAUUGAGCAAACAAACAAAACAUUUUCACAACCUGGCAACCCAAAGAUUUAUCUUAUUGCUCCCUUAUAACCGGGAAAGGCGUUAAUCAUAACUCACCGCGUAGAACGUUAUUAUAUUAGGAUUAAGAACGGCCUCAUGAGGAACCUUGUGGAACGUUAUUAUAUUAGGAUUAAAGGAACCGAUGAUCUUCACAAAGAACAAAUCCAGCACGCAGAUCUUUUCUACUGAUUUUUGUAAUAUUAAAUGUUUUCAAAUGCUGUCUCGAAUAAAUAAAUAUUUUUUUCUAAUUAUUGGAACAAUAAUCCAGUUUCCAGAUUGUGGAGGAAAAGUCGACAGAUGGAAUUCUUCCUUUUGGAAAUAAAAGACUUUGUUUAAAGA